Molecule: messenger RNA, 1874 nt
Organism: Jaculus jaculus (lesser Egyptian jerboa)
Lineage: Eukaryota; Metazoa; Chordata; Mammalia; Rodentia; Dipodidae
Product: aldehyde dehydrogenase family 3 member B2
Exons: 10
Coding region: 69-1514 (481 amino acids)
Biological process (GO): aldehyde metabolic process
Cellular component (GO): cytoplasm
Molecular function (GO): aldehyde dehydrogenase (NAD+) activity
Source: RefSeq, a predicted model, not a curated record
UGGGAGCACAGGCAGAGGGAGAAGCAGAAGCGACCCGGGAGGAGUGGAGAGGUGCGGCUGGAAGCAGCAUGGCCGUCAAAGGUGCAGGCUUGGAGCCCACGCUGAGCAUGGAUCCCGACCCCCACGAGGACACCGUGCGGCGGCUGCGCGAGGCCUUCAGCUCCGGGAAGACGCGGCCGGCCGAGUUCCGGGCGGCGCAGCUCCAGGCGCUGGGCCGCUUGCUGAGCGAGCGCAAGCAGCAGCUGCAGGACGCGCUGGCCCGGGACCUGCACAAGUCCGCCUUCGAGUCAGACAUGAGUGAGAUCAUCUUGUGCCAGAAUGAGGUGAACCUGGCCCUUAAGAACCUGCACACCUGGAUGAAGGAUGAACCAGCAGCCACCAAUUUGUUCACAAAGAUGGGCUCAGCUUUCACCCGGAAGGAGCCCUUUGGCCUGGUACUCAUCAUCUCGCCCUGGAACUACCCGGUGAACCUGUCCCUGAUGCCCCUGGUGGGAGCCAUCGCUGCAGGGAACUGUGUGAUACUGAAGCCAUCAGAAAUAAGCAAGGGCACAGAGAAGGUGCUGGCUGAGCUGCUGCCCCAGUACCUAGAUCAGAGUUGCUUUGCCAUGGUGCUGGGUGGACCUCAGGAGACUGGGAAGCUUCUGGAACACAAAUUUGACCAUAUCUUCUUCACGGGGAGCCCUCGUGUAGGUAAGAUCAUCAUGGCUGCCGCUGCCAAGCACCUCACACCUGUGACCCUGGAACUGGGGGGAAAGAACCCCUGCUAUGUGGAUGACGACUGUGACCCCCAGACUGUGGCCAACCGCGUGGCCUGGUUCCGCUACUUUAACACCGGCCAGACCUGCGUGGCCCCCGAUUAUGUCCUGUGCAGCCCUGAGAUGCAGGAGCGGCUGCUGCCCGCCCUGCAGAGUGCCAUCACCCGCUUCUAUGGCGAUGACCCCCAGACCUCCCCCAACCUGGGUCGCAUCAUUAACCAGAAACAUUUCAAGCGGCUUCAGGGACUGCUGGGCUGUGGCCGCGUGGCCAUCGGUGGCCAGACUGACGAGCGUGACUGCUACAUCGCGCCCACGGUGCUGGUGGACGUGCAGGAGACGGAGCCCGUGAUGCAGGAGGAGAUCUUCGGGCCCAUCCUGCCCCUGGUGACCGUGAGGAGCCUGGACGAGGCCAUCAACUUCAUCAACCGCCGGGAGAAGCCGCUGGCACUGUACGCCUUCUCCAACAGCAGCCAGGUGGUGAAUCACGUGCUUGAAUGCACAAGCAGUGGUGGCUUCGGAGGCAACGACGGCUUCCUCUACCUGACGCUGCCGUCCCUGCCCUUUGGGGGAGUUGGCAACAGUGGGAUGGGCAGAUACCAUGGAAAGUUCUCCUUCGACACCUUCUCCCACCACCGUGCCUGCCUGCUGCGCAGUUCCGGGAUGGAGAAACUCAAUGAGAUCCGCUACCCACCCUAUGGCCCCUGGAGUGAGCAGCUGAUAAGCUGGGCCAUGGGCUCCCAGAGCUGUACCCUCCUGUGAGCACAACACUGAUGCCAGUGCUGCCCAGCUCUUCUUUCCUGCUGCCUGGCACACACUGGACUGCCAGCUGCUCCCAUUGUUCAGUGGUUUCCCCAAAUGGCUGAUGUUUGGCCCAGUAUGUAAAGAUCUCACUCCUGGAAGUUUCUCUCAGCAGAGAGGCAGGGCCUCUUAAGUGGCCAGCCCGGUCUCUUCACAUACCACAGUCCCCUCUGCAGCCUCCUGACCCUCUGCUCAGAUAUGUGUGGUGACAGAGGUCCCCGCUGAGCAGAUUGGCUAAAGAGGACUUCAUUCUUCAGAUUUAGAAACAGGCUCAGGUAUUUAUAAACAGGAUCAGAUUUAUAAACAGGAUCUGAAAAGACA